Molecule: messenger RNA, 1173 nt
Organism: Spodoptera exigua (beet armyworm)
Lineage: Eukaryota; Metazoa; Arthropoda; Insecta; Lepidoptera; Noctuidae
Source: the annotation of a GenBank genome assembly
AUGGCACCAUACCCGAAUGAAAACUCGAAAUUAAAAUACAAGGCACCUCUUUUGUCAUAUCUCAUUUUUCGAUUUAAUACCGAUCGGGUAAGACGUGUCUCUCUUGUGCGGGAUAUUGAGACCAGAAUGGAAACUAAUAAUGGAAUCUCUGGAAUUGGCGAUAAUGGAACAGAAAUUCGUAGAGAACCGGUUUAUGGAAACACGGAUUUCGUGGACUCAUGGUUUCUAAUGGGCUCACCAAUCCCAGUGGCGAUAAUCCUGGCUUCGUAUUUGAUGUUUGUGUUGAAGAUAGGACCAGCUUUCAUGAUGAAACGAGCGCCCUAUCAACUGUCUAACGUGCUUCUCCUAUAUAACGCACUUCAAGUGGCUGUAUCCUGUUUCUUAUUUCAAAAGUGUUUCAGCAUGCUUGUCGAAAAUGGGGUGGUGCCAAAGACCUGCCUCAUGGAAACAGAUUACAGUAGACGAAGUAUAACAACAGCAAUGUACUGCUACCUGCUAGCCAAGGUAUCAGAACUGCUGGACACCAUUUUCUUCAUACUUCGCAAGAAGGACAACCAAGUGACCUUCCUCCAUGUUUACCACCAUGCUGUUAUGGUGUUUGUGACCUGGACAGCACUGAAGUAUGAGCCGACCUUCGCUCUCGUCUUCAUGGGAAUGUUGAAUUCCUUCAUUCAUAUUAUCAUGUACACUUAUUACGGAUUGUCAGCCUACCCAAAUCUGGUGAAAUAUUUGUGGUGGAAGAAAUAUAUUACUAGAUUGCAGUUGUUGCAGUUCGUCCUGGUGUUACUUCAGUUUGGGACAUCCUUUGCAACAUCAAGCUGUCCUCCAUCGAAAAUCAUGUUUGCAUCAAUGACAUUCAAUGUUUUUCUCUUCAUUUAUCUUUUUGGAAGCUUCUACAUAAAUACUUAUAACAGACGGAAUAAGAAAAUUGAAAUUGCCAAAGAAAGUACUGGAAGUAAUGGAAUUAAGGUCAAUGAACUACAGAAAGAAGAUGGCGAAAAAGGAAUGAGAGUUUGCAAAGAUGACAAGGAUUAUAAUAGACAUCUGGAUAAUUACACAAGCACUGCAAUCAAACUGAACGAUAAAUAUUGCUUUACUUUUAAUUUGCGAACUAAGAAAUUGCUGUAGAUUAAGUCAUAAAAAUAUGGUGUAAGUAAUUAUUAUUAGUAUUAG